This is a messenger RNA of Penicillium cinerascens, 375 nucleotides long. Its product is annotated as mitochondrial import receptor subunit TOM5. The transcript is spliced from 4 exons. Bases 72 to 224 code for a protein of 50 amino acids. The record is from RefSeq and is a predicted model, not a curated record. Lineage: Eukaryota; Fungi; Ascomycota; Eurotiomycetes; Eurotiales; Aspergillaceae.
UUCACCUUUCGUCACGAACAACUAUCUUUGCACUUCACCUCCAUUCAACCAAACAUCUUUCACAUACAAAAAUGUUCGCUCCCGGUCAAGAACCCCAGCUCUCCAAGGAGGAGAUCAAGGCUGGUGAGAUUGAGGCCUGCCAGACCAUCAAGAUGACCGCUCUCGGUGGUUUCCUCCUCUACCUGUCCCCCUUCGCUGUCGACUUCGUCCGCAAGUUCCUCUAAACGAACCGCCCGUCCACCCUCAUCUCUAGCGUCAUGGGCGCAUGACGAAUGAACCGCCGGUUAUGACCACUCGGGGUAAUUUGGGAGAUUUAGGGAACUGUUUUUCACAUCCAGAUCAGAUUCCUAUCUUGAACUGGAAGGGUGGGUGCAU